Malus domestica (apple) is the source of this 2512-nucleotide messenger RNA. Its product is annotated as transcription termination factor MTERF15, mitochondrial. Gene Ontology annotation, biological process: regulation of DNA-templated transcription. Gene Ontology annotation, molecular function: double-stranded DNA binding. Lineage: Eukaryota; Viridiplantae; Streptophyta; Magnoliopsida; Rosales; Rosaceae. The record is from RefSeq and is a predicted model, not a curated record.
CAUACCACCCAAGAAUUUUUGAUAACUUGUGACAUUGUAUCCGGCACUUAUUCAGUUAUUCAUGUAGUUUUGCGUUCGACAAGCUCCAAAACCAGAAUUGUGAAAUGGCCAUUAGGGUUCUAACGAGAACCACAGUUACACGCUUCACAAGCAUUUUAACCGCCAAGCAAAUCCCAAAUUUCCCAAACCAAAAGUCCCAAUCUUUUUCCACAAACCCAGCAAAACCCAGAUUUACCCACCAAUCCCAGUACCGGAAACAGAUUUCCCUCGCCACUCUGCUCCAAAGGUACGGCUUCCCAUCUUCUCUGCUCCACAAUUUCCUCUCAAAGCAUCAAUUUUUAUUGAAUUCCAACUUACAGGAAUUAGAGAAGUCUCUGGCUAUACUUUUAUCCUUCAAAAUCCCUCAGAAAUCCCUUGUUUCUUUGAUUUGUGACUGCCCUGGGGUUUUGGAUUUUCAGUUUCUGAAGAAAUGGGAAAAGGGUUUUUCAAAUUUGGGGAUUUUGAGUGCUUCCCCAUUGAUGGUUAGGAGUGUUUUGGAACAAUCUAAGAGGUUUCAGAUUGACCCAGAUGGGGUUUUUAGGAGUGUGGAGGUUUUGAGGGGUUUAGGGUUUAUGGAUGGCACGGUUAUUAAGGUUUUAGAGGGGUUUCCAGGAGUGAUUUUGAUGAAUGGGAGGGAGAUUCAACGGAGAAUCGAAUUCUUGGAGGGAAUUGGAAUUUUGAGGGAUGAAAUUAAUUGGGUUCUAAAAUAUUUUCCUGGGGUUAUAGGAUUUGGGGUUGAAGAUAGGCUGAAGCCAUUGCUGUGUGAGUUUAAAGGUUUCGGUUUUAGCGAGGAUGUGAUUAGGACAGAGAUAAUGAAAGAGCCGCGAAUUCUUGGCAUGGAAUUGGGCGAAUUUUCGCAGUGUGUGGAAUUCUUGAGGACUUUGAAGUGUAGGGUACCAAUCAAGGAGAAGAUUUUCAGUGAGGGAGAAUUUAGAGCUGGGUUUGAAGUGAAGUUGAGAGUUGACUGCUUGUGCGGAUACGGGUUGAUUCGUAGAGAGGCUUUUGAGGUGUUGUGGAAGGAACCGAGGUCAAUUAUAUUUAAGGUGGGGGAAAUUGAGAGGAAGAUUGAGUUUUUAAUACAAAGGAUGAAAUUCAGUACCCGUUGUUUGGUUGAAGUUCCACAGUAUUUGGGUGUGAAUUUUGAGAAGCAGAUCAUUCCUCGGUACAAUGUGAUCGAGUAUUUGAGAUCUAAAGGCGGGCUUGGUUAUGAGGUGGGGUUAAGGGGUUUGAUCAGGCCUAGCAGGCUUAGAUUCUAUAACCUGUACGUCAAGCCAUAUCCGGACUGUGAAAAAAUGUUUGGGAGAUUUUCAGGAGAUGUUAAAGUUCAAAGCCGACAUCCUGCUGGACUAUGGAAGCUUUUCAAGCCACAAAAGUAUCCAGAAUCCAAGGAAGAUGUGACGAACACAAAGCUAUUUAUGAAAUCUCUGGGUUAGAGUUGCACCGUUUUUGAGCCAUUUGUACUCUGAAUGCAUGGAAAAAUGGUUGGUGGCAUGAAGUUAUUUGGUGCAUGGUAGACAUAGUCAUGGUAUAAACUCGACUUUUGGCACUUUGCCUUUUACGCUGCCUGCAGAAAGUUUUAAGAAAGCUUAAAGAUUUGCAUUGCUAACGGAGUUGGCAGUGUCCAUCCAUUGUACUCCAUUCUUUAUUGAAUUGAAGAAAAGUGGCAGUGAUUUUUACAUAUGCCGGGAGUUGGAUGAACGAACGAUUGCAAUAUCUUUGGCAGAAAGAUUAUACAACGUAAAAGUGAACUUAAGGGCCAGGGAUUCCUUUGGAUCCUGUUUGUUGUGGAACCUAGAAUCGAUGCCUGUCUACCCUCUGCUUCUUCUUUAAGUGUAUCUCGUGUUCUGAUAUCUGCUUGUUGCAAAUAACUUCGAGUCAGCAUGGACUUCUCUGAUUCCUAUUGAUUGCAUUACCUCGUCAUCAUUCAUCUGCGACUUAUUUUACGCUCUUACUUAUCAUGUGUUCUGCAUUCAAGGCGAUACAGAAUGAAGAAGCUGGUUCAGACAACAAAUUGAAUGUUCAUUUAUACAAGCAGCAGAUUGAUCACUUAUACAAGCUCAAUCAACACUAUUGGAUUUGGCUACCGUGGUUGGCUUCCGGAGGUCCACGAAUCUUGAGGGGAUAUCGGGAAGACAACUUGUGCAACAACUUUGAUGUUCAGUGUAAAACACGUCUUGAAAACCUUGCUUCGGGCGAGGACUGCAAAUGGGGGGUUCAAGGGAAAUGAACAAAACAACAUCAAGGACAAGCAGAUGUUCAGAGCUUGCCGAUGGAAUGGUUGAAUCGGCUAUUGUUUCCGCGGAUUCAUUUCUUCCGCAGAUGGAUACUGAUCGUGUAUGGAAUAUCUUGUAUUAAUUUCUGCUUCGAAACUAUUACACAUUUUGCAUUUGUACUUACGGAAAAUGUAGGCUUGUUUGAAAGUGCUUUUAAAAUUACAGAAAGCACAUUUAGAGUAAAUAUUUUUGAGUUCGAA